CUAAUCCUUUCACCGAUCCAUCCCUAUCAUAGACUCUUAUCCUCUCGUGGAGCAUUUCAGCUCUCAUAAACUAUAGUAAAGAAUAUAUAAAACCAAAUUAAGCUUGAAUAGAAAGAAACAUACAGAAGAGCUAAAUAAAUCAGCAAUGGAACCUAAUGUUGAAGUUGAACGGCCACUGAAACUUCACUUUAUUCCAUUUCUAGCAGCAGGGCAUAUGAUCCCUUUAUGCGACAUAGCAACUCUGUUUGCAUCACGUGGCCAACACGUGACCAUCAUCACCACUCCCUCCAACGUUCAGUUCCUUACAAAAUCCCUCUCCUCCGCCGACCCCUUCUUCCUCCGCCUCCACACCGUCGAUUUCCCCUCCCAACAAGUUGGUCUCCCAGACGGCGUCGAAUCCAUGACCAACACCCCUGACCCUGCCUCCUCCGUCAAAAUCUACAGAGGCGCAGUACUCCUCCAUGAGCCCAUUCAAGAUUUCAUGGAGAAAGAUCCACCUGACUGCAUCAUCGGCGAUUUCAUGUUCCCUUGGCUUAAUGAGUUAGCCACUAAGCUUCGGAUCCCCAACCUCGCCUUUAACGGUUUCUCGCUAUUUACCGUCUCCCUAAUGGAAUCCAUCAGAAUAAACCACCUACUUCAUUCUAACACAGAUUCAGAAUCAGGAUCAGGUUCCUUUGUUGUUCCGAAUUUCCCUCAUCGUAUCACUUUGUCCUCAACACCGCCAAAGGUAUUGGCUGGAUUCCUGGAAAAUAUGCUGGAGAAAGAGCUCAAAAGUAAUGGACUCAUUGUUAACAAUUUCGCUGAACUUGACGGUGAAGAGUGUAUCCAACACUAUGAGAAAAUUACUAGUCAUAAAGCUUGGCAUAUUGGUCCAGCUUCUCUUAUUCGUAGAACUGUUCAAGAGAAAGCAGAUAGAGGACAAGAAAGUGCAGUGAGUGUGCAUGAAUGUCUGAGUUGGCUCAACUCCAAGGGUGAUAACUCAGUGUUGUACAUAUGCUUCGGAAGCGUCUGCCAUUACCCGGCUAAACAACUUUACGAGAUCGCGUGUGCGAUUGAAGCAUCAGGUUACGAAUUCAUAUGGGUUGUACCCGUUAAGAAAGGGAAAGAGGAUAAUAGUGAAGAGGAGAAAGAAAAGUGGUUGCCGAAGGGAUUUGAAGAGAGAAACAUUGAGAAGAAUAAAGGUUUGAUUAUUAGGGGUUGGGCUCCACAGGUUAUGAUUCUGAGCCAUCCUGCUGUUGGAGCAUUUAUGACGCAUUGCGGAUGGAACUCCGCCGUGGAGGCUGUCGGUGCAGGGGUUCCGAUGAUAACAUGGCCGGUGGCGGGGGAACAAUUCUACAAUGAAAAACUGAUAACUGAAGUGCGAGGGAUUGGAGUGAAAGUUGGUGCAACAGAAUGGUGUUUGACUGGUUUUGAGGAGAGAGAGAAGUUGGUGACGAGAGAUGUCAUUGAGAAGGCUGUAAGAAGAUUGAUGAACGGCGAAGAAGCCAUCCAAAUCAGAAGCCGCGCUCAAGAGUUUGAGGAAAAGGCUAGACGAGCCGUUCAAAAAGGCGGCUCGUCUGAAAAGAAUUUGUUGGCCUUGAUUGAUGAUCUCAAAAGAUUGAGAGACAGCAGAUCGCUUGAGUAAUUCAAUUCAAUUUGUAAUAUAUGCAUAGUCAAAUUAGAUUAUCUACAUUGUACAGCAAGGUUUGAAUGAAGUACUAAUAAGUUAGAUUGUAUGUUGUCCCAUAUAGUUUCUAUAGUUGAGUUUUGAGAAGACUAGUUCUGUAAUUGGUGUUGCUGGACUAUUAUGUUUUGAAAGGGAGAGAUGGAUAAGUUUUGCAAUGGAUCCAUUAUCAAUGGAUCUAAAGAGCAAUCUAUUAUCAAUGGGGAUAUAUAUUGAAAUGAGUCCAUCAUGUAAAAGCUAAGAAUUAUUGUGAUAAUUCUUCAUUUACCUUUA
Lathyrus oleraceus (garden pea) is the source of this 1936-nucleotide messenger RNA. Its product is annotated as scopoletin glucosyltransferase. The record is from RefSeq and is a predicted model, not a curated record. The coding region runs from base 146 to 1624 and encodes 492 amino acids. Lineage: Eukaryota; Viridiplantae; Streptophyta; Magnoliopsida; Fabales; Fabaceae. The transcript has a single exon. Gene Ontology annotation, molecular function: UDP-glucosyltransferase activity.